AUGUCGACGUCGACCGUGACACCUCUCGUCGCAGCGUCACCCCUCGGACGCCCUUUGCCCUUUGCACCACACGCUGUCUCUGUAUCGCUUCCAGCAUGGCAGGACAAUGUGGAUUACCAAGAAUAUGUACCCCGAGUCAUCGACGCGAUGAAAACAGGCUACCCUCGCUUUUUCAUCCAUCGUUCAGUUCAAAAGCUUGCCAGCAUGUGCGAACGCAAGCUUGGUCAAGAGGAGCGUGCAAUGCUCUUCCCUUGUAGCACAUAUGCCAACGCAUGUAGCGACUUUAUCUUACGCAACGAACCCAACGCUAGCGUCCGCAUUGUGCAGUUUCACAUUUGUCCCCCUGGUACCCAGUCAACUACCAUUUCAGCACCAACAUCGCUCAAAAAAGAAGAAAUAAACAGACAAUUGGUACAUGGCAUCGAUGUUUACGUCGUACUCUUCAAGCAAGAGCAAUGGAGCCUGGCCAGAGCCUUUUGGCAGCAUACCGGGAUGGGUAUCUCAAGUCGUCUCGUGGAACAAUGUCUUCAUCUGCUUGAUCCAAAUGCCUCUAAUGUAAAUGGGUCGGCUGCCUCUGAAGAAUCCUCCGUCCAUGGCGAAAACCAGUCCCACUCCGCAAAGGGUCUCCCAGAAGCAUCGAGCGAGUCGACGAAGCGAAACGACAUCCGGGAGCGCAUCGUUGGGUUAAUUACAGAGGAUGUUCUGGAACCAAACGAAAAGACCUAUCCGGAUGGGGGAUCCAGUUCUAGGACACGUCGAGUCCCAAACCUUUCGCCAGAGGAUGUAUUCUUGUUUCCUAGUGGAAUGUGUGCUAUAUGGCAUACGCACCAGCUCCUCCUCAAGGUACUCGGUGACCAAAAGAGCGUCUGCUGGGGGUUCCCAUACGUUGACACGCUCAAAAUUCUCCAGAAAUGGGGCCCUGGAUGCUUCCUCUUCGGGCAUGGAGACGAAUUUGAGGAGCUCGAGGCGCUAUUAAAGACUCAGAAGGAAGCAGGGACUCUAUCCUUUCUCUCUUUUGCGAAUUACGAGUUUGCGAUCGUCGUCGACGACACUGUCGGCAAUUAUGCAAACGUACACGUUUUACCGUAUGCAGAUGUGGUCUGUACCUCAUUUACAAAGGUAUUUAGUGGGGCAGCAAACGUCAUGGCUGGCGGCCUGAUACUUAACCCGCAAGGAUUGUUCUAUCAAAGGCUUCGUCCGAUCCUAGAGUCCUCUUACGAGGACACAUUUUGGGGUGAAGAUGCACUCGUCCUCGAGCGCAACUCUCGCGACUUCAAAUCACGAGUAUAUAAGAUCAACGAAACUGCCGAAGCCGUCUGUGACCUGCUCUACGCUCAUUCCUUUGAAGGACAGAAUCCGUCCAACUGCCAACCCACGUCGUCCCUCACCAUCACCAAAGUCCCAGUCAUCAAGAAAAUAUAUUAUCCAAAAUGGAUCACCCCCGACCUUUACAACAGCUUCAAGACACCCAAAGGUGGCUUUGGAGGUCUCUUCUCCGUGACAUUUACCUGUGACACCGCGGCAGUCGCGUUUUACAAUGCACUAGGUUGCGAAAAGGGGCCUAGUCUGGGCACAAACUUUACGCUCGCUUGUCCAUUUGCCGUUCUUGCACACUGGGCCGAGUUGGAAUGGGCAAGAGGAUACGGCGUGGAUCCUUAUCUAGUUCGACUCAGCGUCGGUUUGGAAGAGACGGAGAAGGUGAUUGGUUGGAUUGAGAAUGCACUUUGUGCUGCGGAAGCUGCCAUGAUGGAGCAGGAAAAGAUGGUCAAGCCAGAGGUGUAG
Serendipita indica DSM 11827 is the source of this 1782-nucleotide messenger RNA. The record is from the annotation of a GenBank genome assembly. NCBI's taxonomy places the organism in Eukaryota, Fungi, Basidiomycota, Agaricomycetes, Sebacinales, Serendipitaceae.